AUGUCUUCUCCAACUUCUUCGCCCACCCCCAUCUUCACUCUUGCUAUUCGUCGCCCGGUUAUGUGUGUUAGAUGGCAAUCAACGCAUCAUAACAGACAGGGGCCAAACGAAGAAGAAACGGGGCACGAAACGAACAAGAUGCACUUUCAAUGGAAGAAACUCAGUUUCUAUACUCGAAUCAUUUCUAUUGAGAAAAUAUCCGAGUACUUAUGCUACCGUAACCCAUACACUGAUUCUGAGUCUUUUGAAUCCAUUAUCCUUCUUUUGACCCAUCUUCAUCCGAGACACGUGUCAUCCAUCUGA
This is a messenger RNA of Caenorhabditis briggsae, 303 nucleotides long. The transcript is spliced from 2 exons. The coding region runs from base 1 to 303 and encodes 100 amino acids. The record is from RefSeq and is a predicted model, not a curated record. Lineage: Eukaryota; Metazoa; Nematoda; Chromadorea; Rhabditida; Rhabditidae.